Phlebotomus papatasi is the source of this 3361-nucleotide messenger RNA. It is a transcript of the gene unc-45, whose product is annotated as protein unc-45 homolog B. Gene Ontology annotation, molecular function: Hsp90 protein binding. Lineage: Eukaryota; Metazoa; Arthropoda; Insecta; Diptera; Psychodidae. The record is from RefSeq and is a predicted model, not a curated record. The transcript is spliced from 2 exons. The coding region runs from base 384 to 3230 and encodes 948 amino acids.
GUUGUUGUUGAUUCAUCUGAAGUGACAGUUAUUUAUUUUGAUUUGCAUUUCUUUUGAAAAACUCGCUGAUUUUUCCUAUUUAUUCAUUGUUAUUAAAUCUAAAGUACUUAAUUUGUCUGUUAAACAGUAUAUCACAUGUACUUCUCAUAUAUUUCUCCAGUAUUAAUGCUAAGAUUAAGAGUUUUCAAUUGAAAACAAACAGUGUGCCUUCGUUGAGAUUUCGCAAUCCGAGAAUAAAAAUAGAUUUUCUCCUCAAAGAUCGCGAUUAAUCCAGAAUUUUCUAUUCUCCGCUGUUAGUACAGUAUUUAGGAGGGACGACGUGCCAAUUUUCUCACAGUCUUACAAUUUUCUUCAAGUUGUAGAAACGAAAAAAUCCUCAGAAAAUGGAUGUAAUUGAUGAGGCUCUUAUGUGCAAAGAGAAGGGCAAUGAAGCAUUCAAGAGUGGUGAGUGGGAAAGGGCUAUUUCUCAGUAUACUCAGGCUAUUAAAAUUGGUGGAGAUGCUCAUAAGGAUUUGAGUAUUUUUUACAAAAAUCGAGCUGCCUGCUAUCUCAAGACCAAUGACUAUGGAAAAGCCGAAAAGGAUUGUCAGGUAUCGCUGGAGUUGAGUCCCAAUGAUCCAAAAGCUUUGUUCCGGAAGGCACAGGCAUUGGAGGGAUUGGAGAAAUUUGAGGAGGCAUACAAGAGUGCUCGAGAUGCUUGGAAUGCAGAUCCCAACAAUAGAGCUCUGCAGCAGAUGCUCGAACGAUUGCAUGGGAUUGUUCAGGAGAGAGUAACUCAGCACAAUCUCACCUCCAACAAGGUCAGUCAGAUGGUUCAGUUGGCUUUUGACUUUGCCCAACCCGUAGACAAACGCAUUACAGCCAUGAAUAAUAUUCAUGUGCUGGCCAGAGAAGCCGUAGCUGCAGAUAUUUUGUUCAAAGAUGGGAUUUUUGGGAGGAUUCAGAGAUUGCUGAAGGUGGAGAAAAAUCGGGAAAUUGUUCUCAGUGCAAUCCGGACAGUUGGAGAAGUUUGUCACAAAUCUGUUGAGAGAACCAAAGGUGUUCUCCAGGAAGUUGGUAUUCCGUGGUUCCUGGAGAUUAUCGAUAGCAAUGAAGAGGAUAGGGUGAAUGCUGCACAACAUUGCAUGCAGACAAUCCUGAAUUCUUUUUCAGGAUUGGAAAAUAAGGCUGAGAGUAAACCUGUGCAAGCACUGUGUGAUGCUCAUCAGAAGGAAAUUGAUACACUUCUGUCUUGCCUACUGUACUCAGUGACAAAUCCCACAAUUACCGGAUUAGCCAGGGAUGCAAUUGUGCAGCUGAUGACACGUAAUGUGCACUACACAGCCCUAUCAUGGGCUGAAAGGCUGGUAGAACUGAAGGGACUCUGGCGUUUGAUGGAUGUUUGCAGUGAACUGGAGGAAUACAAGUACGAAAGUGCUAUGAAUAUUACACCAUCUUCGAGGACAAUAGCGUCCGUUUGCCUGGCCAGAGUGUACGAGAAUAUGUACUACGAUGCCGCUAGGGAGAAAUUCCUUGCCCAGAUUGACGAAUAUGUCAAGGAUAAACUCCUGGCGCCGGAUUUGGAGUCAAAGGUGCGAGUAACAGUGGCUAUAACCUCACUUUUGCUAGGGCCCCUGGAUGUCGGCAAUACAGUGGUGUCCAAAGAGGGAAUUUUGCAAAUGAUCCUGGCUAUGGCUUCGAUGGAAGAGGAUCCGUUGCAGCAGAAAGUUGCCUGUGAGUGUCUAAUAGCGGCAGCGUCGAAGAAGGACAAGGCUAAAUCUAUUAUUAGUCAGGGAAUUGACAUUCUCAAGAAACUCUAUACGUCCAAGAACGAAGGGAUUAGGGUUCGCGCCCUCGUCGGACUGUGCAAAUUGGGCAGUUCAGGAGGUUUGGAUGCUUCCAUCAGACCCUUUGCCGAUGGUUCCACGAAGAAACUGGCUGAAGCAUGUCGGAGAUUCCUGGUAAAGCCAGGAAAGGAUAAAGAUAUCAGAAAAUGGGCUGCUGAGGGACUUUCCUACCUCACUCUGGAUGCUGAGGUGAAAGAAAAGCUCAUAGACGAUCGUCCGGCAAUUCAGGCAUUGAUUGAACUGACCAAGGAUGGAGAUCAGAGUGUACUGUAUGGAGUUGUGACGACAUUUGUUAAUCUCUGCAAUGCCUAUGAGAAUCAAGAAGUCCUGCCGGAAAUGGUAGAAUUGGCUAAAUUUGCCAAGCAUCACAUACCGGAGGAGCAUGAACUCGAUGAUCCGGAUUUUAUCAGCAAGAGAGUGAUUAUCCUGGGAAAUGAGGGAAUAACCACGGCUCUUGUGGCUCUGACCAAGACAGACAGUGAUAAUUCGAAGGAACUGAUUGCAAGGGUUUUCAAUGCUCUCUGUGGACAGCAGGAGAUCCGAGGGAAGGUUGUUCAGCAUGGAGGAGCUAAGGCACUCCUACCGCUGGCACUUCAGGGAACAGCCAAAGGCAAGAGACAAGCAGCUCAAGCUCUCUCACGCAUUGGCAUCUCGAUAAAUCCCGAAGUGGCUUUUCCCGGACAGAGAGCUCUGGAAGUCGUAAGGCCACUCCUCAAUCAGCUUCAUCCUGACUGUACGGCCCUGGAGAACUUUGAAGCUAUGCUGGCACUCUGCAAUCUGGCCUCACAGAGUGAAUCCGUCCGUCAGAGGAUUCUAAAAGAACAGGGAUUGUCUCGCAUUGAGAUGUACCUGAUGGAGGAUCAUCUGAUGCUGCAACGAGCAGCUGCUCAGUGCAUUUGCAAUCUCUGCAUGUCACCGGACGUGGUGAAAGCUCACGAGGGCAACAACGAUAAGAUCAAAUUCCUAACACUGCUCAGUGAAGAUGAGGACGAAGAGACAGCCGUAGCGGCUUCUGGAGCUCUGGCCAUUCUCACGUCUUCCAGUGAGAAAUGCUGCAGUAAGAUCUUCGAGGCUCAAGCUUGGCUGGAGGUGCUCCAUACGUGGAUUGCCAAUCCCAGUCCACAAGUUCAGCAUCGUGGUGUUGUGACAAUUCUCAAUAUGAUCAACAGUGGCAGGGAUACGGCCCAGAAAAUCUUCGAUACGGACAUCAUGGAACUCUUGAUGGGACUUUCGCAAUUGCCUGAUGACAGUCGGGCAAAGGCAAGGGAAGUGGCCAUGCAGUGCCUAAAAGCGGCCGAAAAGUACGAACUAAUUGCAAAAACGGACGAACCUGCUCCCAUUCCCGAUGUCUUCAGGGAGGAGGAAGAGCGACAGCGGCGGGAGCAGCAACUUGAGGAACAAUAAAUGGACAUUGUCUACGGUAUAUAUACUGUAACUUUUUUUUAGUAACAUAUUUUGCAAAAAAUCAAAAAAAUUGUCCCUUGAAUAAGCCCCGCCCGGUAAUAAAUUUAGGCCACGCCCAUUUACGAAGAUAU